This is a messenger RNA of Paramecium tetraurelia, 1374 nucleotides long. RefSeq lists its product as uncharacterized. NCBI's taxonomy places the organism in Eukaryota, Ciliophora, Oligohymenophorea, Peniculida, Parameciidae. Gene Ontology annotation, cellular component: membrane. Gene Ontology annotation, biological process: transmembrane transport. The record is from RefSeq and is a predicted model, not a curated record. The transcript is spliced from 3 exons. Gene Ontology annotation, molecular function: myo-inositol:proton symporter activity.
AUGUUAGAUAUUCCAAAACUUAAGAAAUUUAUAUUCCCUUUGAUUGGAACAUUGACCAUCUUUCAAUUAUCACUCCAAUAAUCAAUGCCUAUUCAUACUUUAAAUAAACUUUUACAAUCUCAUUCUAAUUCAAAACAAGCCCAUGAAACCUUGAUAUUAUAAAAUGGAAUCUAUAUAUUUGGAUGUGUUUUGGGAUCUGAAACCUACAAGUAUCAUCAUUAACCAUAAGCACUAGAUUACUAGCAAAUCAGUCUAGCAAAUUUAUUUUUCUCUUAUCAGACCAAUUGCACAGUCUUAUUACUCUCUAUUACAACUAUGGAUAAUCAACCAAUUGAAGCUUACCUGAUUUUAAGAGUAUUUGUAGGAAUUGCCAAUGGAUUGAAUUAUGCACAAUCCAUCAUUUACGUCAAAUAGAUGAGUUCGAAAAAGGAGAGUUAAUUUUUCUUCAAACUAAUCCCCCUUUAAUUGCUAAUAGGCUAGUUUUUGGGAGCCUUUUGGUUGGAGCAUUCAAAUCAAUUUGCCACAUUUCAACAAUUUCUGAAUGUAGUUCUCAUACUCAACUCUGUAAGCGUUCUUCGAAUGAUUCUACUUUAGUUUUUAUAAAUCGAAACUCCUCAAUACUAUCUAUAAAUUCUCAAGGAUUCAAGGAGAUCCAAAAUGAUUUAUUAGGAAAUUCACAACGAUAACAUUCAAACCUACUUUGGAUUCGAACAAGAAACCCUCAGAAACAACAUCCACCAAAAUACUUCGGAGUAUCUGAUUUCCAAACCCUAUUUAAAGAAGUAUUUUAAAUGCUGCUUAUUAAUCGUGCUCACUCAAUUCACCGGGGAAACCUUAAUCUUUUCCUUCCUCUACUCACCGCUUACCAAAUCCUAUCAAGAUGUUGACAAUGUGUGGAUUUACGCCUUUGUCACUGGAAUAUCGCUGGUUGUGCUUCAAAUGGUAUUCUAUAACUUCAUCAAGAGAAAAAAGAUUAUCACCUUGAUUGGGUAAGCGAUCAUUUGUAUUGCGUUGGCAUUCCUAGGGUUUUCAAAUUCCCUUUGGGCACUCAUUCUAUUGCAAUUCGGGUAUAGUUUGGGAAUUGGCACUUAAAUCUUUUCGAUUAUCCCAUACUAAUUACCGGAAUUUGGCAUCCUCUAUUGUAUAAACAUACAAUGGAUAAUCGGAUUGAUUGAAAUGUGCUUCUAUGGGUUAUUUUUAAAUAAACUGCCAAGUAGCGACUCCUUAGAACAGGUGCAUGCACUACAAGAAUUAAUUUAGAUUUACUUUUUUGUAAGUUGCGUUGGAUUGAUCUUGAUAUUUAUUAUCCUGAGACAACCUAUUCGAACACAGCCCUAAUAGAAGAUUAAAAAAGAAGAGAAAAAGUCUAUAUGA